Messenger RNA from Diceros bicornis minor, 3316 nucleotides. Its product is annotated as zinc finger protein 354A. The transcript is spliced from 4 exons. The record is from RefSeq and is a predicted model, not a curated record. NCBI's taxonomy places the organism in Eukaryota, Metazoa, Chordata, Mammalia, Perissodactyla, Rhinocerotidae. Gene Ontology annotation, molecular function: DNA-binding transcription factor activity, RNA polymerase II-specific; RNA polymerase II transcription regulatory region sequence-specific DNA binding. Gene Ontology annotation, biological process: regulation of transcription by RNA polymerase II. Gene Ontology annotation, cellular component: nucleus. The coding region runs from base 945 to 2765 and encodes 606 amino acids.
GGACUGGGGACUCGGGAGGAUGCGGCGCCGGCGCGGGCGCGGGCACAGGCCCGAGGGGCGCGCGCGGGGCCUUGUGCGCGCGGACGGGCGCGGGCCGGGCGCCCGGGUCUGUCCCCUGCCCGGGGCACUUGGUCCCCAGGCCCCGGCCGCCCCCAGCGCGCUACCGGCCCGGCCGGAGCUUGAAUUCCGCCGGCGGCCGUCGGUGAACUGAGGAAACGUGCAUCCGCCUGGCCGUCGCCGCUGUCCCUCGGGCGGCGGGCUCAGGGUUUGUGCACGCGCGGAGCGAGCUGCCGGCUUCUUCGCUCGGCAGUCAGGACUGGCGCGCGGGUCUGGUGUCUGUCCCGUUCCUCCAGGCGGCGGCCGCGGGAAAGCUGAUGUUUCCGCUCUCCGAAGCAGUGGUCUCUAAAAUCUGGAAAUCGAUUCCUCGACGGGAGGGGAGAAAUUGGGUGGGAAGAGCUGGAGGUGGAGACAGGUUGUCCCCCGGACGCGGGGAGGCUAGAGGAUGCUCUGGGGCGCACUCCCCGGCUGUGUGGCCCGCGGCGUUCGCUCCCGAUCUGCCCUCAGUUUCCCGAUCCGUAAGGUGGGGCUGCUGGCAGUGCCAGCUGUACUGCGGGACCAGCCGAUGCAGACGGUGCGUGGCACGCGGUGAGGCUCCGUGAGUCGCUGCUGCUGCUGCUGGAGUCCCAGGUCCCUUUUCUCUGAGCGAGGGAGGAGUUGGGGCCGCACCAGGACGGCCGAGCCCUUGUCUGGCCCUGUCUGCUCCCAGUUCCUCACCUCCCUCUCUGAGGGCGCGUGGGGUCGUUCUCAGGUGGGGCAAGGAUUUCAGAGGUGUGAUUCUGAGGGGUGGACAGCAGAAGGCGCUUCCUCCUGGCUCCCUUUUUCUUCUCUCAGACCUGCCUUCUGGAGUCUCCGCCCAUCCUCUGGGAAGAGCCCAGAAAGAGGACAUGACUGCUAAACAGAGGGAAGCAAGGUCUCAGGUGUCAGUGACAUUUGAGGACGUGGCUGUGCUUUUUACGCGAGAUGAGUGGAGAAAGCUGGGUCCUUCUCAGAGAAACUUGUAUAAGGAUGUGAUGCUGGAGAACUACAGUAACCUGCUCUCAUUGGGACUCCCAUUUUCCAAACCAGAAGUGAUCUCCCUGUUGCAGCAAGGAGAAGCUCCGUGGAAGGCAGAGAAGGAAAGUCCUGGAGGCUCGUCUCUAGGAUGGAAGAGCAGUCAUAAAACCACAAAAUCAACUCAAACACAAGAUUCUUCAUUUCAGGAACAAAUAAUGAAAAUAUCCAAAAAGAAUGGACCCUGGGACUUCAAAUCAGAAAAACCCUGCAUAUAUGAAGACAGAUUAGAGAAAAAGCAGGAGAAAAAAGAAAGUGUUCAGGUAGUUUCAGUCAGCCACACAAAAAUCCUCACUGCAGAAAGAAGACAUAAAAAUACUGAAUUUGGCCAAAACUUCAGCUCAAAUUCUGUCCUUGCUAGUCAACAGAUGGUUCCCAGGGAAAAAACACCACCAAAAUGUGAAAUACAAGGAAACACCUUCAAAAAGAAUUCAAAUUUAUUUAAUCAACCAAAAAUCAUCACAGCAGAGAAACGCUAUAAAUGUAGUAUAUGCGAGAAAACCUUCAUUAACACUUCAUCCCUCCGUAAACAUGAGAAAAACCAUAGUGGAGAGAAAUUAUUUAAAUGUAAAGAAUGUUCCAAAGCCUUUAACCAAAGUUCAGCUCUUAUUCAACAUCAAAUAACUCAUACUGGAGAGAAACCCUACGUGUGUAAAGAAUGUGGGAAAGCCUUCACUCUUAGUACAUCCCUUUAUAAACAUCUAAGAACACAUACUGUGGAAAAAUCCUAUAGAUGUAAAGAAUGUGGUAAAUCCUUCAGCCGAAGGUCAGGCCUUUUUAUACAUCAAAAAAUCCAUGCUGGAGAAAAUCCCCAUAAAUAUAAUCCAGGUAGGAAAGCAUCUGCUUGCAGUGCAUCCCUUCCUGGGUGUCAGAGAAUUCAUUCCAGAAAAAAGUCCUAUUUAUGUAACGAAUGUGGCAACACCUUUAAGUCUAGCUCAUCCCUUCGUUAUCAUCAGAGAAUUCACACUGGAGAGAAACCUUUUAAAUGCAGUGAAUGUGGGAGAGCCUUCAGUCAGAGUGCAUCUCUCAUUCAACAUGAAAGAAUUCACACUGGAGAAAAGCCCUACAGAUGUAAUCAAUGUGGAAAAGGCUUCACUUCUAUUUCACGACUUAAUAGACACCGAAUAAUUCAUACUGGUGAGAAGUUUUAUAAUUGUAACGAAUGUGGUAAAGCCUUAAGUUCUCACUCAACACUUAUUAUUCAUGAAAGAAUUCAUACUGGAGAGAAGCCAUGUAAAUGUAAAGUGUGUGGGAAAGCCUUCAGACAAAGUUCAGCCCUCAUUCAACAUCAGAGAAUGCACACCGGAGAAAGACCCUAUAAAUGUAAUGAGUGUGGGAAAACAUUCAGGUGUAACUCCUCCCUUAGUAAUCAUCAGAGAAUUCAUACUGGAGAGAAACCAUACCGAUGUGAAGAAUGUGGGAUAUCCUUUGGCCAAAGUUCGGCUCUUAUUCAACAUCGGAGGAUUCAUACAGGAGAAAAACCCUUUAAAUGUAAUACAUGUGGGAAAACUUUUAGACAAAGCUCAUCACGUAUUGCUCAUCAGAGAAUUCAUACUGGAGAGAAACCCUAUGAAUGUAAUACAUGUGGGAAACUUUUCAACCACAGGUCAUCCCUUACUAAUCAUUAUAAAAUUCAUAUUGAAGAGAACCCCUAGAAAGUAGGAUUGCAUGUGUGAAAGCCUUAAACCAAAGCUCAUCAGAAUGAGAGAGAUGUAAUAAAUGUUAUAGAUAUGAAAAACCUUGUAAUUUAGCUCUCAUCAGAUAUUAAAUUACAAGGAUAAACCUUGACUAUGUAAUAGAUAAUGAGGAAAGUGGAAAGUGUUCAUGCGUGUCAGACACUUUUUUAAAUAACCUGAAAUGAAGAAUUCACAACUGGAGACAUCGUGUAUUUGUAAAAUAAAAGAAUUGUUUUCUUCAUACAGCAGUGUACACUAGAUAUUAUAUGUGAUUGUCAUAAACAUCUGGGUGGGGGGUGUACACUGGAUUUCUCAUUAAAAACACUGUAUAAACCUAAUACUUUUUAAUAACAUUUUAUAGCAUAUAAAAGAUGUGAUCAAAGAAAUUAUACAUUUUUAGAGAAAAGGACCAAAUAAAAGAUCAAAAUGAACUGUAAACUACCUCUCAGUUUAUGGAGUUUGUCCUUUUCCUGACCUGAUGUCAAACUUUUUGCAUGGAUUUCAUUUAAAAAUAAAAGUCUCUUCUCUUC